CAGUGCCCAAAUCAAGCUUCGAAACUAAACCCCUCUAAUCAUUCCUAGCUACAUAUAUAUAUAUAUAUACCCCUAUAUGUUGGAUGUCCCUCAAUCUUCCUGCCUCACCUUGGUUGUCCCCUGCGAACGACGCAUCUCGCAUAACAGGCCGACGAGCGGUAAUUGGGCCCUGCAACUCCACAACUCAAUUUGUCUCCACGUCACCUACAAUGAUUGCUCACAGUGCAACUUCCACAAUUAAGGGGUCUUCAUCGUUCGACCGCUUUCAUCAUCACUCGCCUCAACCCGUAGAGAUUAGAACCGAGACACUAAAUCACUCGGCGUACUACUCUAAUCAUCCAUCGCUGCAGUCAGCCGACGAUCACUUGUGUUCGGGAGACCAAGAUGCGGACCCACGAGGCAAUCCAUCCAUGUAUGGGAGGGUCAAAAGGGGGGGCUCCCCAUUCGUAUUUGAAUCACAACCCGAUGUCCAGCUCGCCCUGCAUGAGUCGCUGAGCCGAUCACAAGGUGGGGAGCCGUGGCGCCAUUCGCAGCACUGCCAACCCGCUGUCGCGCCAUCCUCCGAUCAGCGAACAUCGUCCGAUUCCCGAGAAGAAUAUUGCCUUUCUGUUACAGAGAUGCUUGGGGAGUGGGUCGAGGAGAAAGGAGUCUUGGGGAUGGCGUUGGAGGUUUCGCUCCUUGGGCUAUGUCUGCAAUAUUUUGUGAGGGAAUGAUGGAUGACUGGGAUGAUGGUAAAAUGAUUAUCUCAAGAUUGCAGGGAACAUUUGUAUUUCAUACGCUGCCGCACUACAUUUCUACAUUUAGUAUUUUUGAUAAUGUUUGUGAUGCUAGCUACCAUGAUGGAUAUAAUUCUACUAGGCCG
Cantharellus anzutake is the source of this 862-nucleotide messenger RNA. RefSeq lists its product as uncharacterized. The coding region runs from base 84 to 713 and encodes 209 amino acids. The transcript has a single exon. NCBI's taxonomy places the organism in Eukaryota, Fungi, Basidiomycota, Agaricomycetes, Cantharellales, Hydnaceae. The record is from RefSeq and is a predicted model, not a curated record.